Molecule: messenger RNA, 1173 nt
Organism: Miniopterus natalensis
Lineage: Eukaryota; Metazoa; Chordata; Mammalia; Chiroptera; Miniopteridae
Gene: LAMTOR1
Product: late endosomal/lysosomal adaptor, MAPK and MTOR activator 1
Biological process (GO): positive regulation of TOR signaling; lysosome organization; positive regulation of MAPK cascade
Cellular component (GO): membrane raft; lysosomal membrane; Ragulator complex
Molecular function (GO): guanyl-nucleotide exchange factor activity; molecular adaptor activity
Source: RefSeq, a predicted model, not a curated record
GGCAGCGAAGCGGCUCCAGGAAGGGGUAGUAUGAGGGGCGGUGAUUGCUUGCUGAUUUCAGCCACGGGACAUGUGACCGGAAGGGCUCCGGACGGACGCCGUCCCUCCUCCUAGCGUCCCGAGCGCCCGGCCCGACCCCGGCCAUGGGAUGCUGCUACAGCAGCGAGAACGAGGACUCGGACCAGGACCGAGAGGAGCGGAAGCUGCUGCUGGACCCUAGCAGCCCCCCCACCAAAGCCCUCAAUGGAGCCGAGCCCAACUACCACAGCCUGCCUUCUGCUCGCACAGAUGAGCAGGCCCUGCUCUCCUCUAUUCUUGCCAAGACAGCAAGCAACAUCAUCGAUGUGUCUGCUGCAGACUCCCAGGGCAUGGAGCAGCAUGAGUACAUGGACCGGGCAAGGCAGUACAGCACCCGCUUGGCUGUGCUGAGUAGCAGCCUGACCCAUUGGAAGAAGCUGCCGCCACUGCCAUCUCUCACCAGUCAGCCCCACCAAGUGCUGGCCAGCGAGCCCAUCCCCUUCUCUGACUUGCAGCAGGUCUCCAGGAUAGCUGCUUAUGCCUACAGUGCACUUUCUCAGAUCCGUGUGGACGCAAGAGAGGAGCUGGUUGUACAGUUUGGGAUCCCAUGAAGACAGGGUUCCUUGGACAGCUCUUCUCCUCCUCUCUUCACCCCGUCUUCACCCUGCCUCCCCCGGCCCCCAGCCUCACUGCGACUUUACUGUACCCUAACCUGCUACUAAUCACAGAGAAGAAUGUGGAGAAGAGCGAGGCUAGAAGCCUGAACAAGUGAGGAUGGAGCAAGAGAGGGAAGAACCAUUUGGGACUGGCCUUUGAAGCCCUGGCCAGAGGUGGGGUGGGGGUCAAAAGGACAGGGCCUGGUAGGUCUUCACUGUCACUGGGAAGAGGUGGAGGUAACACUGAGGGUGAUCACUAGGGGGCCUGUGGAGGCCCCUUUCCUACUCUUUCUCUUGGCCUCACUCCUGUGCCCCUCUCCCUGACUUUAUGCUCACAGGCACCUCACUAGGGUUUGUGACCAGUGUCUGGACGAGCUUGAAUUUGAAUGAAUUGAGUUUGCAUUUCUAGCACCCUGGGUUUUUACAUGUUUGGGGGUUUUGGUGUUUUUUGUUUGUUUGUUUAGUUAUCUCCCUCGAUAAAGGAAAUGUAUUCAUCUGU